Messenger RNA from Peniophora sp. CBMAI 1063, 1095 nucleotides. Lineage: Eukaryota; Fungi; Basidiomycota; Agaricomycetes; Russulales; Peniophoraceae. The record is from the annotation of a GenBank genome assembly.
AUGCUCUCCGCUAUGCGCGUGCAGCGCGUGGCCUUGCGCAAUGGGAAGCGCGCGUACAGUGAUAUGAUGACCGUAGCGGAGAAGCCCAUCGUACGUCAGGGUAUAGCCGGCCGUAGCUCCGUUAGUGGCUCGGUCGCGACUGUCUUUGGCUGCACUGGCUUCCUCGGCCGUUACCUCGUUCACAAGCUCGCCAAGGCUGGAACACAAGUCAUCAUUCCGUACCGCGACGAGGACGAAAAGCGCUUCUUGAAGGUCACUGGUGACCUUGGCCAGAUCGUGUCCAUGGAAUGGGACCUCCGCUCUGACGACCAAAUUGCCGAAUGCGUGCGCCACUCCGACAUUGUGUACAACCUCGUCGGACGGGACUAUGAGACGAAGAACUUCACGUACGAGGACGUGCACGUUACCGGCCCGGCACGCAUCGCGUCUAUUGCGCGGGAUGCGGGUGUACCGCGCUUCGUCCAUGUCUCCCACUUGAACGCGGACGCAAACUCGAGCAGCGUCUUCUACCGCACAAAGGCGGAGGGAGAGCAGGCUGUCAAGGAGGCGUUCGGAGACGCUACCAUCGUCAGGCCUGCACCCAUGUUCGGUUACGAGGACAAGUUCUUACAGAACAUUGCCACGUGGCCGAUCUGGUGGAAGCUGAAUCACGGCCAAACGCGCACUCGCCCGGUGCACGUAAUGGACGUCGCACAGGCUCUCAACGCUCUGCACUCCAUGGGUCCCCUUCCGCAAACUCUCAACUUGCCGGGCCCAACAACGCACACUUACGCCUACCUCCUCGACCUCGUCUCCACCCUCACCUACAACCCACCAUCCCGUGCACCAGUAGUGCCCAAGGCCCUCGCCCAGCUCGCAACCAAAUACGCCGACAAGGCGCUCUGGUGGCCCAUGCUCACGCCGGAUGAGGUCGAGAGGCGAUUCAUUGACGAUGUCGGUGCUGGGGAAGACGAUGAGUUCGUCGGUGAUUGGAACGUCGUGGGCGUGCAGCCGGAUGAGAUCGAGAAGCAUGCGAUUACUUACGUGAGGAGGUACCGCUCCGCGGUCAACUACACACGGCCGAUUGUGUUGCCACCCAAGCCGACGCCUGCGUAG